AUGAUUCAAUACAACUUCAUCCCCGUGAAAGCAAAAAAGGAAGCAAAGCAAUACGACAGUGUCAUUAGGGAGGCAUUGUUUUACUACAAAAGCGGUAACAGACUAAGCUGUAAGGACUACAUCGAAAGGGAAAAUGAUGCACACGGGGGUGUGGGCAAAAUAUUGGAAUCAAAAUGGAGUGGACACACAAGCAGCCAAACCAACGGCCAUUAUAAUGCUGAACAAAGUAAACCGAAUUGUCCACCUACCGCAGAGUGUCAAAAGAAUAAUUCAUUGGACUGUAAUUUAUGCUUCUCUGAGGACUUACAAAAAAACGAACUUCUAACUGCGCUGAAGCAAUACAUCAAUGAAUAUGUGGGUGAUCUGCAGGAAGCCAAGUGCAGCGAAAUAACCAACUGUGGUGAUAAGAAAAGGCUGCUAAAAAAAUACAUACACGAAAUUAAAAAAAAUAAUUUCCUCGUUUUGGAAGAUUUAUUUUUCUUCUUCAGUAUUAACACUGAUUACACGGAUUAUGCGCUGAGCAAAAUGUUCCACUGUCUACUCCUCGUGUUUGAGAAAAAGGAAGAAAAAUAUGUCUUACUCGUUUUGUACACAUUAUUAGUGAUUAUAAAUGAGAGUAAUAUUAACAAAUAUUUCACCUACAUAAUUGAUGCUUUGAUUGCCACUUUAAAUGCGCAUGAAUGCACGUUACCUAUUGGUGAGGCUGAUGACAACGUGAGGCUGUUCGACCACAAGCCUAUGGUUCUCACAAGCUACCUCGUGAAUGAAAACGCAAGAUAUUUCCUGUUCGCGUAUUUCUACAUCCUCGUGCGGGACGUUUCCGGGCAGCAGUUCAUGAACCAUGCGGACAAGAUAAUCCGGGUGUGCCUAAUGGGUCUAUUCGACCACUGCUGCGAAAUAAACUGCCUGAUGAUGAGCUUCAUUGAGGAAAUCAUCGAGCAAAUAGAAGACCACUACGUGAAUUACCACUAUAUCAUCAGCACCUGCUUACUCAAAUGCCUUUGCAACAAGUACAGUAAAGUGAAAAUAAAAUGCAUGAACACACUGCUGAAGCUAAUUCUACAUAAUAGCAACUCCAAGAAUUACAAAAUUAUUGAAAUGCUAAUUGGGUAUAAGGAUCCCAACGUGGUCCCGAUAAAAAGUUUCUACGACCAGGCGUAUGUAAAUAUAAAUUACUUGUGCAACUUAUAUAAUGAUAAAAGCACAAGGGUGAAGUUCCAAUUUUACUCAUUCCUCUUCAUAAUUCUCUAUGAAUUUAACGAGUCAAACGAAUUUGACACAUUUUUAUUGCCCUACCUUUUUUCGGCCUGCUUUGAGAAUUAUAAAAUAUUCAGACUGGUUUGCUUUAUGUACAUCCAACUGAUAUGCAGAAGGAAGAAUUUCGAAUUAGACAAAAAUAUGAAUGAUGAAAUUAUCUACCAGUUUAACCCUGAGUGGUCAUAUAAGACGGCUUUCACUUUGCCGUUGCCCCUCACGGAUUAUUACUUCCCUCCCUUUUGUCGUAGCUCUUUUCUGGUGAAGAAAAAUAUGUACACCUUACAUGUAGCACAUGUACAUCCUUGCUGUAGGGGUGGAGGUGGAAUCGAUGUAGAGUCCCACAUAGAGGAACAAAACAAACCGAGUGGUCAAGAAGAAAAUAUGUUUUACCACCCACAUGGGCAGAAAGAACAAUUGAACAGUCGGGGUAAGCAGCCAAAGGAAGAAUCCCCUUAUGAGGAGACAAACGAAGCAGAUUAUAACCCCAACACAAGCCACCAGAGUGACCAAAUGAGGGAAGACGAAUAUUCUGUAGAGUACCACGAGAAAUUACUCCAAAAUUUUCUCCAGAGCAAUCAACGUAUUAUGGACAUCCUGAAAGAAAACAAAAUUACUCAAAUAAAAAUUACCCACAACGAAAUGAACAAACAAUGCAAGCAAUUAUCCUUCACCAUUUUAAAUGCGUACUUUAAACACCUGUACAAGGAAAACGAGGAUGAAUCGAAUAAAUUGGAAUCACUCGAGAACGCUAAAAUUAUUUUGUUACUAUUUUAUUUUAUUGAAGAAAAUAUAACGGAACAUCUUCCCCACUUCUUUACACAUCUCAUUUCUGUAUUUGAAAAAAAGCUAGACGAAGAGCGCUGGUUCAUUUAUAUGAACUGCCUCUACCUCGUUGGUUCUUAUGUUAAUCCAGCUAACUAUUAUUUCUUCCUAGAAAAUUAUUUCAAACAUGUAAAGGAGAAUAAAAAAAAGAAUGUAACCCUCACUUGUCUUUAUAUGCUAAACAAUAUUUGCGUUGGGACUAUAGAAACGUAUAAGGAUAUUCGUAGAAGGGGACUCACGCGCGAUGGGAUUCAUUCAAGUUUUGUCUUCGUGCUGGAAAAAAUUAUAGGCCUUUUUUUUGGCGUCAUAAAUGGCGCGCAGCAUGUGGAAAGGUACCUCCUGGUUCUGCAGAUAAUUCACACCAUCCUGAGCAGCGAGUGCGCGUACGAGAGGCUGGAUGAGAAAUACAUCACCCAGUUGGUAAUACUACUGUACAUUAUAUUCAACAAGAUAAAGGACGUUAGAGACAAUUUGACCAAAGGAAAGGACAAAAUUUGCCUGCACAGUAACUUCUACCUACCGGUGGAUGUGCUCGACAUUCAUUUUUACAUCACCAGAAUAAAAAGGAUAAAAAAUUUCGAACAAUUAGACAUGAGCCAAGAACAAAUAAAUAUCAACGUGGGGUCAGAAAUACUUUACAAAAUAUUCAACCUCUCAGAUGACAACAUAAAUCAAAAGACAGCAAUAUUGCAAAUCCUGCCAGAUGAAUUUCUUUACAAUUCACAUUAUAUGUACUUCUUAAUUCAAUACAUAAUUAAAAGACAGACUUUUUUUUAUGACCAAAGUUUUUCCAUCUUUUUGUGUAAAAUUAUGAUUAAACUAUUCAACCUAAACCAAAACAAAAAAAACAUAACCAAAGUGGUACUUUACAACGAAGAGCUAGACUUAUAUGAUGUUCACCAGGAAAGCAAAGACAAAAAUUCCAAACAAGUAAAGCACGUAUUUCUCGAAUACGCCUGUACAAUAUGUUUACUGUUUAUUUUCAAAAAUGUAAAUAUAUAUGAAACAUUCAGCAACGUUGUUGAAACCUGUAAAGUGGUCUUGCAUCUCCUCACUGAGGUGAACAAUCCCUAUUCCUUUUUGUUCUUCGUAAAGCAUACAAGACUCGUAAACAAGCUGUGCGAUAUACUCGAGUGUAGAGAAGCAAAAAGCAUCUUUUUUUGCAAACAUGUCAUAAAUGACCUACACAUAAAUUACGAAAAAUAUAUGAACAACGAUGGGGAUAUAAAAUAUCUGGACCACAUAAACAUAGGGAAAAAAAUUUCCAUCAGAAAGAAGGUGAAUGAUGAGGUGAAUAUUCUGUUCUACUUUGUCAGUGCCUGCAUUUAUUUAAUAUACUACAAGUCGUUAUCCUGUUUGUCUGUGCUGUUAAAAGAUCAGGGAGAAGAAAUAGGUCACCUAAAAAUACAUGAAGCUUUUAGAACCCUUUUUGAUGGCACAGAAAAACGGGUUCUACAAAUAUUAAAGGUUCAGGAGCAGGGAAAUUACACUGUCUCGAAUUUGUAUAAAAGAACCAUUGAAGAUAUGCUCCUCCAAAAAAACAACUUUUCAGAGUUAUUUUUCUUAAGGAACAGAAUUUUAAAUUCCCCAGAUUAUAAUGAUCUCAUAUUGAAUACCCACAUCUAUUUUAGACACUCCUUUGACCUACUGCAAGGGGUUCACAUGUUCCUACUGAACCCGGUUAUUCUUCACUAUUUUUAUGAAGCGAACCAGGGGAAUUUGCCCAGCUCGAUCGAUGUAAAUGUGUUAAGCUGUCAUAAGUCCAGCACACUUUCCACAGAAAACCUUCCACUUCGUAGCGACGAAAUUGAGCAAGGACCACAUAGCAACAGUGAUAACAACAGUUAUGAGAAACAAAACAAUUUCGUAAAAGAAAUGGAGUCAUUUUUUCAGAAGGAAGAGACACACAAUAUAGAGGUUAUCAAAUAUGACCACACCAAUUUGGAAAAUUAUUUUAAAUCUCAUGACCUUGUUUUUUUAAUACUGGAACAUGGUGUUUAUCACGUUCCCUUCCGCGUCCUGGAGAGAAAUUCGCUCAUUAUUUUACUUUAUUCCUCCUUGCUAUUUUUUGUGGAUGAUUUUUUUCAAAUCGACGUUGUACAGAAUGAUGACGAGUCAUCCUUUUUGUCUAGCACCAGUGUGGGACUUUCGAACAAGUUCUUUUUAAAUCCCCUCCAAAUUCGUGCGGACCAUUUGAUAGCCCUCUUCAAUUUGGUCAUUCUGCUGUAUCUGGAAAACGAGGACCUGGUUACCGGCGCCUUAAUAAAAAUGAACAGCAACGAAGAUGCUCAACGACCGGCCCACUUUGAUAAAGGCAUAUUUUGCAAUAUAAUCAAUAAUGUGAUUUUCAAUUAUGAAAAGAAAAAUCUCGUGAAGGAGUCCCUGUGCGGUUGUCUUAGCUUCCUUCUGUCGGUCCUAUGCGUCAAUUAUGGAGAUGUGCUCGAAAAUUUGAAGAUAACAUACACAAGGACCAAGCACGUUAAACGGCUGGAUGUCUGCAACAACAUCAUUAACACAUUUCUGUGA
Molecule: messenger RNA, 4605 nt
Organism: Plasmodium fragile
Lineage: Eukaryota; Apicomplexa; Aconoidasida; Haemosporida; Plasmodiidae
Exons: 8
Coding region: 1-4605 (1534 amino acids)
Source: RefSeq, a predicted model, not a curated record